AUGGAACAUAGGGAGGUGGUCCUUCUACUUCUUUUAUUUCUGAAAUCAGGUCUCGGAGACCCCCUGGAUGACUACGUAAAUACCCGCGGAGCUUCCCUGUUUAGUCUGACUCGGAAGCAUCUGGUGACAGGAAGCAUAGACGAAUGUGCAACACAGUGUGAGGAGGAAAGAGACUUCAUUUGCAGGGCAUUCCAGUAUCACAGUAAAGAGCAACAAUGUGUGAUAAUGGCUGAAAACAGCAAGCUUUCCCCAGUCCUUAGGAUGAGGGAUGUCGUUUUAUUUGAGAAGAGAAUGUAUCUUUCAGAGUGCAAGACUGGAAAUGGGAAGAACUACAGGGGGACCAUGGCCAAAACAAAGAAUGGGGUCACCUGUCAAAAAUGGAGCGACAGUUCUCCACACACACCCAACUAUUCACCUGAAAAAUGUCCUUUCGCGGGAUUGGAGGAGAACUACUGCAGGAACCCAGACAACGAUAAGAAGGGACCUUGGUGUUACACCACAGAUCCAGGCACGAGAUAUGACUUCUGCGACAUUCCUGAAUGUGAAGAUGAAUGUAUGCAUUGCAGUGGAGAAAAUUAUGAGGGCAAAAUUUCCAAGACCAUGUCUGGACUUGAUUGCCAGGCGUGGGACUCUCAGAGCCCACAUGCUCAUGGAUACAUUCCUGCCAAAUUUCCAAACAAGAAUCUGAAGAUGAAUUACUGUCGUAACCCUGACGGGGAGCCCCGCCCAUGGUGUUUCACCACCGACCCCAACAAACGCUGGGAAUUCUGUGACAUCCCGAGAUGUGCAGCACCGCCACCACCUUCUGGACCAACAUAUCAGUGUCUGAAGGGAAGAGGCGAAAACUAUCGAGGGACAGUGUCUGUCACCGUAUCUGGGCACACGUGUCAACGCUGGAGUGAGCAGACACCCCACAGGCACAACAGGACCCCAGAAAACUUUCCCUGCAGAAAUUUGGAAGAAAACUAUUGUCGUAACCCUAAUGGAGAAACAGGUCCAUGGUGCUAUACAACCAACAGUGAAGUGAGAUGGGAAUACUGCAUGAUACCGUCCUGUGAGUCCUCUGCUUUAUCCGCGGAACAUUUGGAUUCCCCAGCUUCUGUACCACCUGAACAAACUCCUGUAGCCCAGGACUGCUACCAGGGUAACGGGCAGAGUUAUCGAGGGACAUCAUCCACCACUAUCACAGGAAGGAAAUGUCAAUCUUGGUCAUCGAUGUUUCCACACCGGCACCAGAAGACCCCAGAAAACUACCCAAAUGCUGGCUUGACAAUGAACUACUGCAGAAAUCCAGAUGCUGACAAAAGCCCUUGGUGUUAUACCACUGAUCCGAGCGUCAGAUGGGAGUUCUGUAACCUGAAGAAAUGCUCAGAAACACAAGAGCAGGUCACAAAAUAUCCGACUGUUGCGCAGGUUCCAAGUAUAGAGGAUCCUUCUGAAGCAGACUGCAUGUUCGGGAUUGGUAAAGCAUACCGGGGCAAGAAGGCGACCUCGGUGGCCGGUGUCCCCUGCCAGGCGUGGGCCGCCCAGGAACCCCACAAACACAGCAUUUUCACUCCAGAGACAAACCCACGGGCAGGUUUGGAAAAAAACUACUGCCGUAACCCCGACGGAGAUGUCAACGGUCCCUGGUGCUACACGACAAAUCCAAGGAAACUGUUUGACUACUGUGAUGUCCCUCAGUGUGCUUCCUCUUCGUUUGAUUGUGGAAAGCCCCAGGUGGAGCCGAAGAAGUGUCCCGGAAGGGUUGUAGGUGGCUGCGUGGCCAUCCCACACUCCUGGCCCUGGCAAGUCAGCCUUCGAAAAAGAUUUCCUACUAGAAGCCACUUCUGUGGAGGCACUUUAAUAUCCCCAGACUGGGUGCUGACUGCCGCCCACUGCCUGGACAGCUUCUCAGGGCCGGCGUCAUACAGGGUCAUCCUGGGCGCACACCGAGAGACCGCCGUCGAAGACAGUGUCCAGGACAUCCAAGUGGCCAAGCUGUUCCUGGAGCCCAAUCGAGCAGACAUCGCCUUGCUCAAGCUGAGCAGCCCUGCCAUCAUCACCAAAAAGGUGAUCCCAGCUUGUCUGCCAUCCCCGAAUUAUGUGGUUGCGGACCGGACAGUAUGUUACAUCACUGGCUGGGGAGAAACCCAAGGCACUUUCGGUGCUGGCUUGCUCAAGGAAGCCCGGCUGCCUGUGAUUGAAAACAAGGUGUGCAAUCGCUUUGAGUAUCUGAAUGGGAGAGUCAAACCCACAGAGCUGUGUGCGGGGCAUCUGGCUGGAGGUGCUGACAGUUGCCAGGGUGACAGUGGAGGACCCCUGGUUUGCUUUGAGAAGGACAAAUACAUUUUACAAGGAGUCACUUCAUGGGGUCUGGGCUGUGCACGCCCCAAUAAGCCUGGUGUGUAUGUUCGUGUUUCAAAGUUUGUUACUUGGAUUGAAGAAAUAAUGAGAAAGAAUUAAUCAGACGGGAGACAGAGUGAAACAUCAACGGAUCUGAAGCUGGAACACGGGUAGGGAAUUCAGCAAGCUCAGAAAUAAUUGACAGUAAUCAAACUAAGUUGGACACUGUACUUAGCUACCAGCUA
Kogia breviceps (pygmy sperm whale) is the source of this 2570-nucleotide messenger RNA. Lineage: Eukaryota; Metazoa; Chordata; Mammalia; Artiodactyla; Physeteridae. The record is from RefSeq and is a predicted model, not a curated record.